AUGAUAUCUCUCACUCAGAGUGGUAUUCACAAGGAUUACAUCCUGCAGGCAAGCGAGUAUGGGCGGGGGCACUAUGGGGUGGUGAGAAAGGCGACGGAUCGAUGGACGGGAGAGGAGGUGGCAGUGAAGGUGAUCUCCAAGGUGGGAGACAACGGGGGACUGGAGACUCACCUGAUUCAGCGGGAGAUCGAUAUCAUGAAAGACGUAGAUCACCCCAACGUCGUGAGGAUGUUCGCGUGCUACGAGUCCAGGAGCCACUUCCACAUCGUCAUGGAGCCGGUGACAGGAGGGCAGCUGCUGGACCGCAUCGUGGCGAAGGAGCACUACUCGGAGACAGAGGCAGCCGACUGCUUCCUGCAGAUUAUCAGCGCGGUCAAGUACCUUCAUCAGAUCGGCAUCGUUCACAGGGACCUCAAGCCGGAGAACGUCCUGUACGCCAGCCCGGACCCGGACUCUCCUCUCAAGAUCUGUGACUUCGGGCUCAGCCUCAAGUCCGACAUCGAAGAGCUCGAGGCCGGACGGGCCCGGAUGUGGAGCAAGUGCGGGUCGCCGGACUACGUAGCUCCGGAGGUGCUGGGCCGCUCAGGGUACGGGAAGGAGUGCGACGUGUGGAGCUGCGGGUGCAUCCUGUACGUGCUGCUGUGCGGGUUCGCUCCCUUCGGGCAGGACACGCUGAGGAAGAAGUUCAGCUCGAUCUGCCGUGGGAAGUUCAACUUCCCCAGCCCCUACUGGGACCAUGUGUCCGAUGACGCCAAGGUGAGGAGGGUUGAGGAGGGAAGGAGACUUUGA
Molecule: messenger RNA, 789 nt
Organism: Guillardia theta CCMP2712
Lineage: Eukaryota; Cryptophyceae; Pyrenomonadales; Geminigeraceae
Exons: 1
Coding region: 1-789 (262 amino acids)
Biological process (GO): intracellular signal transduction; peptidyl-serine phosphorylation; protein autophosphorylation
Cellular component (GO): nucleus; cytoplasm
Molecular function (GO): ATP binding; calmodulin binding; calcium-dependent protein serine/threonine kinase activity
Source: RefSeq, a predicted model, not a curated record